GGGGGCGCAGGCGCGGCGGGUGCCAAGGCCCUCCCUUGGGGGCGGGGGCGGGGAGGGCUGGGGGUGGGGUUAGAGAAAAGGACGCGGACGGGAUCCAAACUUCCGGUGCCUGCGGAGCCGGGAGCGGCGGUGCUACAGAUCCAGGCUGCACCGUUGGUGGCUGCACGGGCAGAGGCGGCAGGGCGGACGCACGGCCGGGCGCAGCCAUGGUGAAGAUCAGCUUCCAGCCGGCGGUGGCCGGCAUCAAGGGCGACAAGGCCGACAAGGCUUCGGCCUCGGCCUCCGCCCCGGCGCCCGCCCCGGCCGCUGAGAUCCUGCUGACGCCGGCUCGGGAGGAGCGGCCCCCCCACCACCGCUACAAGAAGGGGAGCUCUGUGGGCGGCGUGUGCUACCUGUCGAUGGGCAUGGUCGUGCUGCUUAUGGGCCUCGUGUUCGCCUCCGUCUACAUCUACAGAUACUUCUUCCUCGCUCAGCUGGCCCGCGACAACUUCUUCCACUGCGGCGUCCUCUACGAGGACUCCCUGUCCUCCCAGGCCCGUACGCGCAUGGAGCUGGAGGAGGACGUGAAGAUCUACCUGGAGGAGAACUACGAGCGCAUCAACGUGCCCGUGCCCCAGUUUGGCGGCGGCGACCCUGCCGACAUCAUCCACGACUUCCAGCGGGGUCUCACCGCCUAUCACGACAUCUCCUUGGACAAGUGCUAUGUCAUCGAGCUUAACACCACCAUCGUGCUGCCCCCUCGCAACUUCUGGGAGCUCCUUAUGAACGUGAAGAGGGGGACCUACCUCCCGCAGACCUACAUCAUCCAGGAGGAGAUGGUGGUCACGGAGCACGUCAGCGACAAGGAGGCCCUGGGCUCCUUCAUCUACCACCUGUGCAACGGGAAGGACACCUACCGGCUGCGGCGCCGGGCCACCCGGAGGCGGAUCAACAAACGAGGGGCCAAGAACUGCAACGCCAUCCGCCACUUCGAGAACACCUUCGUGGUGGAGACGCUCAUCUGCGGGGUGGUGUGAAGCCCCGCCCCUCGCCCCAGGCCCCGCCCCCGCCCUCUUUCUUUCGCUCUUCCGGCCACGGGCUGGCCCUCCUUCCCCGCGCUUAGCUUGUACUUUGGAAGCCUUUCUGUAGAUGUGAUGUGUCUCCCCGUGUCUCCCCAGCCCUGCCCGUUUCCCUGUACCAGAGCUGUGACCUCUCAGGGCCUCCGCCCCUGCUGACCUUCCCGAUCUGGGGGAUGGAGGGGGCGCCCCAAGAUGGUUUCUGUCACCACCAUCUUGAGGUCAGGUCCAUGCGGGCCUGGCCCACCGCUGCACCAGCAGCCCGAAGGGAAGGACUGGUCGGAAGGGCCAGGCAGGUUGGGGUUCCGGCAAGGGAUCAGGUGGGGAGCUGGGUGUGGAGUGGGGGCGGGGGGGGUUCCGAAUGUCUGCACAGCUGGGAAAGCCCCCCAAAGGUUUUGCCUUGCACGCUUCCUCCCCCCCCGCCCCGCCCCCGUCCCAGUUCCCGGACCUGAGCUGAGGAUGGAGGGGCCGUGCCGAGGGACAGACCCACCCAGAGCACAUGGGAAGGUGACUGUCCUGGCGUGGGGGGGGGGGGGUCUCCCCAGGACUCCUGUCAGUGCCUUCAGCCCACCAGCGGAAGCCUGGAGCUUGGGGAGUGGGAUGAGUCCGUCAAGCACAAUUGUUCUCCGGGUGGAACCAAAGAAAGGAGGAGCCAGGGACCCCAUUCCUGGCCCCCCAGGAGCACAAGCAGGGUCCCCGCGGCCACAGCCACAGACCCGGGCAGGGGGCGGGGUCGCUUUUCACCCCGCCCGCCGGGCAGCCCUGCUGGACGGAGCUGGGAUGCGCUGCGAGUCCUGCUGAGUGGGUGGGGCUCGCUGCUGCCUUUUCCGGCUUAGGGCUGUUUUGGAAGGUACCUGGGGGAAGGGAAGGGAGGGCCACCUGGUACGUACACCCCCUGCCUCCUCUUUGUUUCAAAUUCCAUCCCCCUGUGCUUUGGGGGAACGCAGCGUUUUUUUCCUUUUCCUUCUCACUUUUGCAUGUUUUUACUGACCAUUCGAUAUGCUAACCGUUCUGAGCCCUGAAGAGAGGGCUUCGACGCCUCCAGUCAGACUUAGGUGCUCUCUGGAGAUGAAACUCUUAAUGAAAUGCUUUGUAUAUUUUCUCAAUUAGAUCUCUUUUCAGGAGUGUCUGUAGAACAAUAAAAAUCUUUGACUUCUGA
Messenger RNA from Phacochoerus africanus (Common warthog), 2214 nucleotides. It is a transcript of the gene ITM2C, whose product is annotated as integral membrane protein 2C. The transcript has 6 exons. The coding region runs from base 207 to 1016 and encodes 269 amino acids. NCBI's taxonomy places the organism in Eukaryota, Metazoa, Chordata, Mammalia, Artiodactyla, Suidae. Gene Ontology annotation, biological process: negative regulation of amyloid precursor protein biosynthetic process. Gene Ontology annotation, cellular component: extracellular exosome; plasma membrane; Golgi apparatus. Gene Ontology annotation, molecular function: amyloid-beta binding. The record is from RefSeq and is a predicted model, not a curated record.